UAUAUUUAACCCUUUCAUCUCUUGUGAGCAGUGGCCAGAAUUAGCAUGUAUAAACUAGAGUACAAUGGUUCUAUGCAGAAGAGAGGAAGGAAGUGCUCAUUAGAAAGUGAUCAUGUCAGAAGCACGGGUGAGCUCUCUGAUCUCUCUCUCUGUUUAGGUGAUGACAUUUGCUGUUGCUUCUGCAGACUCGCCCAUCACAAAGGAGUGAACCUGACGGAUGUCCAGGUGAAUGAUACGCAAGAGUUUGUUCAGAUUGUGCCCAACCAGAAGAGCAGCAUUGAAGACGUGUGGCAGGUCAGGAGCAGCUGUGCUUCAGGGCGAAUUGUGGCUCUGAAGUGCUCCGAGUGCGGUGUGCGCUCCAGGGCAGCCCGGAUCGUGGGCGGAAGCAAUGCCCCGUUGGGACGCUGGCCGUGGCAGGUCAGCCUGUACCUCAACUCCAGACACGUCUGCGGAGGCUCCGUGGUGGCGCAUGACUGGAUCGUCACGGCCGCUCACUGCGUGCACAAUUACAGGCGGCCUGAGGUCUCCAGCUGGCUGGUCUUUGCCGGGAUUAUCGCCCAGGUGUCAGUCCCACAGCAGGCUGGGGCGGCAGUGGAGAAAAUCAUCUAUCACCCCCGCUAUGACGACAGAAGUCAUGACUAUGACAUCGCACUGAUGAAACUCACAGCGCCCUUGAACUUCUCUGAUGCCGUCCGUGCAGUGUGUUUACCGCUGUACCAGCAGGAUUUCCCCCACGGCACCCACUGCUGGAUCUCCGGCUGGGGCUACACCAGACCUGAACACGUUCCUGUUGCUGAGAUGCUGAAGGAAGCUAUUGUUCCCUUAAUCAGCACCAAGAAAUGCAACAGCUCCUGCAUGUACUCUGGUGAGCUCACCCCCAGGAUGCUGUGUGCUGGCUACCUGGAUGGGAAAGUAGAUGCCUGCCUGGUGAGAGCAGGCUAAAA
Chrysemys picta bellii (western painted turtle) is the source of this 944-nucleotide messenger RNA. NCBI's taxonomy places the organism in Eukaryota, Metazoa, Chordata, Testudines, Emydidae. The record is from RefSeq and is a predicted model, not a curated record.